AUGCGUACGCUCCGCUGGCGCCGCGCCCGCAACCAAGCCAGACGCAACUCCCACAGCGAGUUCUCCCGCGUGCUCAUCAAGCCCUCGGACUGCGGCGACAAGCUGCCCAUCCGCUGGCCCAAGAAGGAGAAGUGGUACAUCCUCUGCGUCAUCUUCCUCGUGCAGGUCUCCAUGAACCUGAACACGACGCUCUACUCCAACGGCAUCCAGGGCAUCGCCCACGAGUACGGCCUGAGCUACUUCCAGGUCCGCUGGGGCGGCGCCGCCUCCUUUCUCAUCGCGUACGCUUUCGGCUGCGAGCUGUGGGCCCCGUGGUCCGAGGAGUACGGCCGCCGACACGUCCUGCAGGCUUCGCUGUUCUUCGUCAAUAUGUGGGCGAUCCUGGUAGGUUUUUCUCCGACCUGGUAUGGCCAUGUCGUCGGCCGUACUCUAGGUGGUCUUUCCAGUGCGGGGGGGAGUGUAACUCUUGCCCUCAUCACAGAUAUGUUUGACCCGCACAGCGCGGAGCACCAGCACGCCACCGCGUUCAUCGUGUUCUCGUCCGUCGGCGGAUCCAUCCUCGGCCCUAUUUUCGGCGGCGUCGUCGAGGCGUACCUGGCCUGGCGCUGGGUCAUCUGGAUCCAGAUAAUCUUCGGCGUGAUGGUGCAGCUGCUUCACUACUUUCUCGUCCCCGAGACGCGAACGACUAUCGUUAUGGAUAGGACCGCCAGGGAACUGCGCGAGUCCGGAGUGAACCCCACGCUGUACGGUCCGAACGAGAUUUCUGGAGAUCGACGCAUCAACUGGUCUGAGGUUUGGAAGAUUUGGUUGCGGCCUUUCAAGAUGUUCUUCACGGAGCCUAUCGUCUUAGUCUUCUCGCUGCUGUCGGGAUUCUCGGACGCUAUUAUCUUUAUGAUGGUCCAAUCUUUCGGCUUCGUAUAUUGGCAAUGGGGAUUCGGUCCCAUAUUGCUCGGCUGUACAUUCUUGCCCAUUGGAAUUGGAUAUAUGAUUGGAUAUGCCUUGGCUUACUACUUCAUCGGACGACAGAUCGCCUUACGCGAGAGAAAACCGCUCUGCGAACGAGCGCAGUAUGAGGCUCGACUCUUUUGGCUGCUGUUUGCGGCGCCCCUGCUGCCCAUCGGACUUCUCCUCUUUGCUUUUACGGCCGCUUAUACGGAGCAUCCUCUUCACUGGAUAUUCAGUAUGAUCGCCUCCUGUAUGAUAGGUAUCGCUAACUUCGCCAUUUACAUGGGUACCAUCGACUAUGUGCUUAGAGCCUACGGCCCUUACGCUGCAUCCGCCACAGGUGGUAACGGAUGGGCAAGAGAUUUCCUUGCCGGUGUACUUACACCUUACGCUGUUCCAAUGGUUAGUAUUAUAGCAACUAUUCCGAUACAGUGA
Molecule: messenger RNA, 1380 nt
Organism: Daldinia loculata
Lineage: Eukaryota; Fungi; Ascomycota; Sordariomycetes; Xylariales; Hypoxylaceae
Product: MFS general substrate transporter
Exons: 2
Coding region: 1-1380 (459 amino acids)
Biological process (GO): transmembrane transport
Molecular function (GO): transmembrane transporter activity
Source: RefSeq, a predicted model, not a curated record